AUGGGGCAGGGCACUUCCCGGAAUGAAACAGCGAUUCAAAGAAAGAUGUUACGGCGUGUGUUUGUGGCCGGCACUCAAACGUGUCGCGGAAUCGCAUCGACGCGUGGGGAUUUGCCCAUUCCCGCGCAUGGGGACGCCAAGCGAAAGUCAGUCGAGCUGAUUCUCGGAGAGGCUGAGGCAAAGGCUCCUGUCACAGUGGCCACUGAGGAAUCAUCAGCAAUCUCGGGAGUCCCUGAAGAGCACCAAUUUGGUCGAACUGUGCGCAUUUUCCGACCAACUCGCGAGGCCACCCAAACCGCCUGGAACAAUACGAAGCUCUGGAAAAUCGAGAUUGACAACCGAGAACGCUGGGAAAACUCGCUGAUGGGGUGGAUAUCGACCGGUGAUCCUUUGUCGAACACGUCCAUGCAAUUGGAUUUCGCUUCAAAGGAAGACGCGAUCGCUUUCUGCGAGAAGAACAAUUGGACCUGGGAGUUAGAGAAAGAGCAAAUUCGCGAGAUCAAGCCAAAGAGCUACGGCUGGAAUUACUCGUGGAACAAGCGGUGUCGCAACUCAACAAAA
Mesorhabditis belari is the source of this 561-nucleotide messenger RNA. The record is from the annotation of a GenBank genome assembly. NCBI's taxonomy places the organism in Eukaryota, Metazoa, Nematoda, Chromadorea, Rhabditida, Rhabditidae.